Molecule: messenger RNA, 4267 nt
Organism: Coregonus sp. 'balchen'
Lineage: Eukaryota; Metazoa; Chordata; Actinopteri; Salmoniformes; Salmonidae
Source: the annotation of a GenBank genome assembly
UCAGUACUCUUUGCAGACACGCUCAGGAUGGACACUUCCAAGCUUCCUAAGAUCCGUGAUGAAGAGCGGGAAAGCGAGUUUGGAUAUGUGCAUGGAGUUUCUGGUCCAGGUCAGUGUCUGCAGUUCCAAUCAAGGAUCCUAUGGCUUUAGUUCAGUGAGCUACCAACGUUUUAAUAGCACCUGGUCAAUUUGGCCUGCUAUUUUCCAAUAUGGCAAAAAUAUUAUCUAUUUAGACUUGACCAUGUAGCCAGACUGCCUGCUACUUUCAAAUAACAUGUUGUCUGUCGUGUGUUUUUUUUGUCUAACCUGUUUAAUCAACAGUGGUGACGGCCACCGCCAUGGCAGGAGCGGCCAUGUACGAGCUGGUGCGUGUGGGCCACAGUGAGCUGGUGGGAGAGAUCAUCAGGCUGGAGGGCGACAUGGCCACCAUUCAGGUCUACGAGGAGACCUGUAUCCUUUCCAGUCAUACCUGCUCUGCUGCUAGACAUACAGUUACUCCCACCUUCACUAACCGUUGACUGUUCACUUACUCUUGUGUACUUCCAUUCUGAUGUAUUCUAACCUGUCCUCUUGUCUGGCAUAUACUAGGCUAUGUUGUUCGUUUUCCUGAAUGUACACCACAGCUGGUGUGUCUGUCGGAGACCCUGUCCUUCGGACAGGAAAGCCCCUGUCUGUAGAGUUGGGGCCGGGAAUCAUGGGGUCCAUCUUUGAUGGCAUCCAGCGGCCCCUCAAAGACAUCAAUGACCUCACUCAAAGCAUUUACAUCCCCAGAGGAGUCAACAUUGGAGCCCUCAACCGUGACCUCAAGUGGGAGUUUACACCUGGCCAGAGUCUUAGAGUAAGAAAACAAUGUAUUUCCUUGUGAGUAAGCAAGGUGUGUUUGAAUGUGUCUCCACUGAAAUAUGAUCCAUCUCCUGAAUCUACAUAUUAUGUUCUCACCCUCCCCCUGUCCAUCUCUGCCUCAGACCGGCAGUCACAUAACAGGUGGGGAUAUCUACGGCACAGUGUUUGAGAACUCGCUGAUCAAACACAAGUUGAUGCUCCCUCCCCGGAGCAGAGGCACUGUCACCUACGUGGCCCCACCUGGAAACUAUGAUGUCAACGUGAGUAGAGCCGGGACGAAACCAGUAUCGCGAUACUCGUUAGUGUUGUGGCAAGGAAACGAAACACGAAUGGGUUUAACUUCUUUAUGAAAACAGCCCCAAUGUUGGAAACAGACAUAAUGAUGUUGUCAUCCAGAGUCACAUUUAUGUACAGUAUUUUCCAAACUAUAGUACAACAAAUGUUACAUACAGCAGGUUUUUAAAGGACCAAAGAGUUUGGUCUGCUUCAUGUUUUAAAUUGCCAUGUAAACAAAUAUUGCCCAUACUGGUAUCAUCACAGCCAUAAGUGUGAGUCACCCCCCACCUACUAACAUCUUUACAGCUGAAUGGCAUAAUGCCAUUGUCUUGUCUCUGUUGUUUGGUCAAUUGUGUCUGUGUUUCGGCAGGAUGUGGUGCUGGAACUGGAGUUUGAGGGUUUGAAGGAGAGGUUUACCAUGAUCCAGGUCUGGCCAGUGCGACAGAUUCGCCCGGUCACAGAGAAGCUACCUGCCAAUCACCCCCUGCUCACUGGCCAGAGAGUGUUGGAUGCCCUCUUCCCGUGAGUAUACACAUCUCUACUUUCUUUUCUUUUGUUUCUACUCACUUUAUAUCCUUUCAUCCUGACCCUUACUUAGACUGAGGCCUCUGACAAGUCACCUGCUUCUGGCUCUGUGUUUGUCUGUGCUCACAGGUGUGUCCAGGGUGGUACUACUGCUAUCCCAGGAGCCUUCGGUUGUGGCAAGACUGUGAUCUCACAGUCGCUGUCCAAGUAUUCCAACAGUGAUGUCAUCAUCUAUGUGGGCUGUGGAGAGCGUGGAAAUGAGAUGUCUGAAGUGUUGAGAGAUUUUCCUGAGGUUAGUGACAGUCUGUGUGUCAAGUUCCAAAUCAUUGACAACAUGUUCAUGAGAUCAGUGAAUUAUUCUACUUGGGUGUCUGGCAUAGCCGAUCACCAGUUUGUGAUGUGUUUUCAGUCUGACAAAUGGUAUUGCUCCCUGCACCAUAGCUUACAAUGGAAGUGGAUGGAAAGGUUGAAAGUAUCAUGAAGAGAACAGCGCUAGUGGCCAACACUUCCAACAUGCCUGUCGCUGCUAGAGAGGCCUCCAUUUACACAGGUACCAGCCGAUCACAUUACAGAUGGAAACCUAGAAAGCUGGUGUCGGCUGUUUUGAAUCAUUAUCGUUGUUGUUGGUAGUUGUAAAUCUGGAAUGUGGGGGGAUUAGUCACCAUUCAUUCUCAUAACCUUGUGGUGACUGGAAUUCUGUGCCUCUGAUUCUGACUGUAUCUACUUUGUGCCACUGCAGGAAUCACUCUGUCUGAGUACUUCAGAGACAUGGGCUACAACGUUAGUAUGAUGGCCGACUCCACCUCCCGGUGGGCCGAGGCUCUCAGGGAGAUCUCAGGACGAUUGGCUGAGAUGCCUGCUGGUGAGUACAAUAAGCCAAUAGCAAUCAAGUAUCUUAUUUUUAAGACUGUUACAGCAACAUGUCUGUCAUUUUGAACCAGUCACAACUCUGUGUGCUGUUUGUGCACAGACAGCGGGUACCCUGCCUACCUGGGAGCCAGACUAGCCUCCUUCUAUGAGCGUGCUGGCAGGGUUAAGUGCCUGGGCAACCCAGAGAGAGAGGGCAGCGUCAGCAUUGUUGGAGCGUGAGUAUUACAACAUUCUACCAGCAGGGGGAACCUCUAUCACCACCCCUGCCUCCUGGCACUAAGGGUCAGACAGGUUCUGUCCUGUACCAGUCCUGGAACACCAGAUACCUGGACCAUGUAGUGUAAUCCUCCUUGGAACAUAUUAUACAGUGAUGGCAGACUGUUGUCUGAAUACCUUGGCCUUGUGUUAUUUCUCCUAGUGUGUCUCCCCCUGGUGGAGACUUCUCUGAUCCUGUUACUUCAGCUACACUGGGUAUUGUACAGGUAAUGCCUCAAUUGUGUAUAUAUUACAAUUUUAGUUUGGACAAUUCAAACCUUUACUCUUCCUACUCCUCAUUACUGUUUUUAUUCUCUAUCGCUAUCUCUCUCUAUUUCUCUCUCUCUCGCUUUCUCCUCUCUCUCGCUUUCUCUUCUCUCUCUUUCUUCUCUCUCUUUCUUCUCUCUUCUUCUCCCUUUCUCCUCUCUCUCUUUCUUCUCUCUCGCUUUCUCCUCUCUGUCUCCUCUCGCUUUCCUCUCUCUCUUUCUUCUCUCUUUCUUCUCUCUCUCUUUCUUCUUUCUCCUCUCUCUCUCUCUCAGGUGUUCUGGGGUCUGGAUAAGAAGCUGGCCCAGAGAAAGCAUUUCCCCUCAGUCAACUGGCUGAUCAGCUACAGCAAGUACACACGGGCGCUGGACGAGUACUAUGACAAGCACUUCCCUGAGUUUGUGCCACUUCGCACCAAGACCAAGGAGAUCCUGCAGGAGGAGGAGGAUCUGGCUGAGAUUGUACAGCUUGUAGGCAAGGUGAGGCUGAACCCGUGCGCGGAAGAGUUAAGGUUAUGGGUUGAUGAUGGCCAUUUAUGCACGCACUAGGCACUUAUUGCUGUCCCCCAUGUCAUCUUAACAACAGGCAUCUCUCGCUGAAACCGACAAGAUCACAUUGGAGGUUGCUAAACUACUCAAGGAUGACUUCCUGCAGCAGAAUGGCUAUACUCCAUAUGACAGGUAAAUGCACACACUGGCACACAUUCAUCUGUGUCAUAAACAUACUAAAAUGACUUAAUCAUCGGUUAUUAAGCACAUAUUGGUUAAUUUAUUGACUUUUCUGCCCUUUUCCCGAAGGUUCUGCCCUUUCUACAAAACGGUGGGCAUCCUUUCCAACACGAUUGCGUUCUACGACUUGGCGCGACAUGCAGUGGAGACCACUGCUCAGAGUGACAACAAGAUCACCUGGUCCAUGAUCCGGGAGCACAUGGGAGAGAUCCUCUACAGACUCAGCUCUAUGAAGUUCAAGGUACAUGCUUGUUCAGCCCCUUUAUCCAUGUUCAUCUGCAUUCAAAAUCAACUUCCUCAAUCCCUCUACCACCUCUGGUCUUUGUACAUCCAAUGUGGGACUUUGUCUUGGAGUGUCAAUGUGCCUCUGUGUCUCCUAACCUCAGUGUCUCUGUGUAACUAUGUUGUUUCAGGACCCAGUGAAGGAGGGCGAGGCCAAGAUCAAAGCAGAGUACUCCCAGCUGCUGGAGGACAUGCAGAACGCCUUCCGUACCCUGGAGGACUGA